CUCCUCUUUCCCCUCCUCCAUCCUUCACUCUCGGGGAAAUUCCUACGCCAUGAGCGCCGAGCCAGGAAUGCCGGGUGAAUUGCCCGAUCGCAACGCCAGCGACGAGAGCCUCGACGCGGUCCAAGUCGACCAUGACGAGGCCACCGCCGAGAAUGAGACCGGCGCGCUGCAGACUAUCCCCAAGCGCAAGACGCCGUACAUGGCGUAUAAGCGAUCGAGCAAGGUUGAGGAGGAAGAGCUUGCCGAGGGCCUGUCAAAUGAGGAUCUCUGGAUGCUUAUUCGGCGGUUUAAUAAGCAAAUAUACUAUGUCAAAGCCACAGAGGAUACGACGCAGAGUGUGCUGGAUCUGAACCGCGCAGAUGACGAGCAGUUUCCGCCUGAGAAAUUGCGUAUGACCAUCGAGCGGUUUUACACCUCCGUCGUGGUGGGAGUUACGGAUCUGUUUAACCAUGUUGUGCGGUUGAGGUCGUGGAAGGAGCCGCGUCGGUCGGCGGCUUUUUGUGGGGUCUAUUUUCUCGCCUGGAUGGUGGACCUUCUUUCCCUGGUGUCUCUGGGUACUCUUAUAGGCCUGAUCUUGUUUCCAGGGCUCAGGCCGCUAAUGUUCCCCCCUGCGCCGACGUCUCAGGUGGACCCUAGCACGGGGGAUAUGAAGCCCACUGAGGAGCCAGGCUCGCGAGAUAGUAUCACCGGGGCGCCUGAGAAGUACAAGGGCGAGGCAGCAGAGCAGGAAGCAAAGAACUUUGUCAACAGUAUUGCGAACGUCGCGAUGGAGAGUGCGGCCGGGAAGUACGGUCAGGCUGUCAAGGAAGAUACGAGUGAACCGGCCCCAGAGCCUGAGAUUAUCGAUACUGCAACGACAGCGCCCGAUGCGCAGGGCGAGACUGGUCCGAUAGAAGAUAAAACCAAGCAGCCCAUGAAGAAGAAGGUGGGCAAGGCGACCGACCAAAUCAUGCGGAUUAUCAGCGAUGUGACGGAUGUGUAUGAACGAUUUGCGAAUGUUCUUUCUCCGACGCCGCCGUUUUAUGCGAUUUCAACGCGGCUGAAGAUCGUGGGCAUCCUUUUCGGUCUCGCUGUUGUUGCGUCCAUCACGCCCAGCUAUUUGAUUGUCAAGGGUGCUGGUUUCACGGUCGGAUUUGCCUUCUUCGGGGAUCCAGUCUUUUCGCACACGAUAGACUACCUCAACACUAAUAUCCCGGAUUGGAAGAAAUAUCUCGACCUGCAGAUCACGCUCCUCAAAGGAAUCCCCACCAACGCACAGCUAACCCUCACGCUCCUCCGCAUCGGCGAACUCAACUGCAGCCCACUACCACCACCACCUAGCUCUCAAACCCCAGACGCCUCGAUGCCCAUCAGCCGUAAACUCUCCAAAGCCCUAACCCUCGGCGAAGAAACCGAGGGCGAAAAAGCCCUCGCCUCGCCAUCCACAACGACCCUAGGCACUACCACCGGUACCGACCCCUCCCCCAUCGACACAAAGCCCAAACGCCGCUGGGUCUACAAAGUGCUCCGCUUCGUCCGCCGCACCAUCGCCACCGCCAUCAAAAGCCACGUCGCGCUCGACCGCGCCAUGGCCAUCGCCAACUCCACGCACACCAAGCACCUGAUCGGCAUGCUGCAUCAGAAAGGCUGGGUCAGUGCGCCACUGGGCCCGCUCAAGUUCGACGCCAAGUUCGAGCGCAAGCGCGGCACCGUGGUCAUUGAUUCCUCGAAGGAGCCGCCCGUGCUGUACUUCACGACGGCGAACUCCGCGAACCUGCAUGACCUGCGCGUCGACGAGCAGAAGAAGAGCGCCGUGCUCUUCCAGAUGCCUGUGACCGAGAUCAGGGAGUUGAAGAAGACAGAGGGCCUCGGGUGGAAGGGGAAGUUGAUCGUGGAAUUGACGGCGGGGAGUAAGGAGGCGGCGGAUGGGCUGGUCGUUUCGGGCGCCAACGAGGGCCAGAUGUAUCAUGUUACGGGGAUGAGAGCGCGGAAUCAAUUGUUUAAUCGGUUGGUGGCGAUUGAUGCGCAGUUUUGGGAGAGUUGGUGAUUUGUGUAGCUUUUUGCAUAGGGCUUGGGCAUGGUGAUCAGCGCUUUGGUGUUGGUUGCUUGUUAUAUGCUUUUUUUAUAUGCAAUAGAAUUCAU
Aspergillus steynii IBT 23096 is the source of this 2121-nucleotide messenger RNA. RefSeq lists its product as uncharacterized. The coding region runs from base 50 to 2026 and encodes 658 amino acids. The transcript is spliced from 5 exons. Lineage: Eukaryota; Fungi; Ascomycota; Eurotiomycetes; Eurotiales; Aspergillaceae. The record is from RefSeq and is a predicted model, not a curated record.